AUGGCAAUUAAAAAGCAAAUAUCAAAAUUAUUAAAAAAAUGCGGUUUAAAAAAGUUUAAAGCCUUUUGUUCUUCAUGUAAACCUAACAAAAGUCAAAAUUGCGAAAAUCAACCUUGUAUAGAUCAAAUACUUGAAAUUAAUGCGCAAGAAAAUAAAGAAAAUAAUAGGAAUAUAUCUCUUGAAAAAUAUGUAGAAAAAUUAUCUCCUGAAAAAUAUGUAGAGAAAGAAACUUUAGAAGAAAAGGAUAUACAACAAACCCUCUGCGCAUAUCCUUCUUAUUUAUCUGAACUCUUUUUUAUCUUCCGAUCUCCAAAUACCCUUUCUAAUUCAAAUCCUCUACAUCCACAAUUACCUUGGCCUGAUAAUUUAUUCAUUGAUCGUGACGGUUCCUUAUUCGUUUACGUCCUAGAAUUCUUAAGAACUUCUACUUUACCAAAAUUACCUCUUUCUACCUUACAAAAAUUAGAACGUGAAGCAAAGUUUUAUGCACUUAAACCUUUACAAGCUUUAAUUUCUAAAAGAAUUGAUUUAUAUUUCUCUUUUCCGGAAUUUAAAGUUAUUCCUGUACAAAAUAUUUCUUCCCAUGAGUUUCCUCAAUUUCCUCGUUCUUCUUCCAACCUUUAUGAUUCCAUUUUCAAAAAUUAUGAUAAAUUUGAUAAAAUUUCUUUUAUUUAA
Molecule: messenger RNA, 675 nt
Organism: Racocetra fulgida
Lineage: Eukaryota; Fungi; Glomeromycota; Glomeromycetes; Diversisporales; Gigasporaceae
Source: the annotation of a GenBank genome assembly